AAUAUCACUUGAUUGUGAUUCAAUGUAUGGUUUGUUACCUGAUGUCCAGUCACAUGCAGUGCCUUCAGUUUAUGGACUUCACAUUGACAUCCACAUCUGGAGAAAACAGGACUAAUGAGCUCAAGCAUCCCAGUUAUUUCCUUUUGUAAAAUUAUGAAGAAUGAAUGCCAAACAUCUUUUGUCAUUCAUCUACUACAUAUCAUCCACUUAAAAAUUAUAUAGGAAAAUGGAACCAAAUGAGACCAAUUCCAGGAAUGCCGGGCGCUUAUCCAAUCAUUGGUAAUGCACUACAGUUUAAAACCAAUGCAGGCGAUUUUUUCAACCAGAUUAUUGAAGGCACAACUGAAAACAGACACCUUCCUCUAGUAAAGGUCUGGGUGGGUCCAGUCCCCUUUCUGAUCUUGUAUCACGCAGAGAAUAUUGAGGUGGUCCUCAGUAAUUCUAGACACCUUGACAAGUCAUACUCGUACAGGUUCCUGCACCCCUGGCUCGGCACAGGCCUGCUCACCAGCACAGGGGAAAAGUGGCGUAACCGACGUAAAAUGCUGACUCCAACCUUCCACUUCUCCAUCCUCUCUGACUUCCUAGAGGUGAUGAAUGAACAAACGGAUAUUUUGAUUCAAAAGAUGGAGAAGCACAUACACGGAGAGCCAUUCAACUGCUUUAGCUACAUUACAUUAUGUGCUUUGGACAUCAUAUGUGAAACUGCAAUGGGAAAGAAGAUCUAUGCUCAGAGUAAUUCUGACUCUGAGUAUGUCCAAAGUGUCUAUAAAAUGAGUGACAUCAUCACUAAGAGACAGAGAGCACCAUGGCUGUGGCCAGACUGGAUCUACAACAAGUUAAAAGAAGGCAAAGAACAUUCCAGAAGAUUGAGAAUUCUUCACUCCUUCACUGCAAGUGUAAUUAAGGAGAGAUCAAAGUUUAUGAGCUCUGAACCUACCAGUGAUUCUGACCAGGGGCCGAGGAAAAGACAAGCCUUCCUAGACAUGCUGCUAAAAACUACUUAUGAGGAUGGAAAGAAUUUGAAUCAUGAGGACAUUCAGGAGGAAGUGGACACCUUCAUGUUUGAGGGUCAUGAUACCACUGCAGCUUCAAUGAACUGGGCUUUACAUCUGAUUGGUUCCCAUCCUGAGGUCCUGAAGGCAGUGCAGGUAGAACUACAGGAAGUGUUCGGUUCGUCAGACCGCCACGUGGGGGUUGAGGACCUGAAAAAGCUGCGCUACCUGGAGUGUGUCAUUAAGGAGAGUCUGCGGAUCUUCCCCUCCGUGCCUCUGUUUGCACGCAGCAUCUGCGAGACCUGUCAGAUCAAUGGGUUCAAGGUCCCAAAAGGAGUGAAUGCUGUUAUCAUACCAUAUGCUCUUCACCGGGACCCGCGCUACUUUCCAGAACCUGAGGACUUUCGACCGGAAAGGUUUCUGCCAGAGAACAGCAAAGGGAGGCAUCCAUAUGCGUACAUCCCUUUUUCUGCAGGGCCAAGAAACUGCAUCGGCCAGCGCUUCGCCAUGAUGGAGGAGAAGGUAGUUCUUGCUACGAUCUUGCGUCACUUUGACGUAGAGGCAUGUCAGAGCCGUGAGGAACUGCGCCCUCUUGGGGAACUCAUUCUGCGUCCCGAGGAAGGCAUUUGGAUUAAACUACAAAGAAGAACAAAAUAAGUUUGACCGCCACUUAAACUUCAGGUUGCUUUAGUCCUCGCAUCACUGCUGCUAGUUAUGAGCAGAUUCAAGUAAACUUGCUAACUUCUUUGCA
Molecule: messenger RNA, 1746 nt
Organism: Carassius auratus (goldfish)
Lineage: Eukaryota; Metazoa; Chordata; Actinopteri; Cypriniformes; Cyprinidae
Product: cytochrome P450 4V2-like
Exons: 12
Coding region: 165-1652 (495 amino acids)
Molecular function (GO): monooxygenase activity; iron ion binding; oxidoreductase activity, acting on paired donors, with incorporation or reduction of molecular oxygen
Source: RefSeq, a predicted model, not a curated record